CUCGAUUGGCCAUGCGCCGUGCCUAUCUCAACGGCGAAGUAACAUAAACCCAUGGUGUAACUGCAAUUGGCAUGAUAUUCCGCUCUGCUCGCCGGUGGUAGGUACCCUUGUAUCGCGGAACCCUUGUAUAAGUAUUGCUAGAUGCCCUCUUCCUCAACACUAUAUCCCUUUGCCGUACUUUUCCUUAUCGCCCCUCUCUCCCACACCAUGCCCGACAACGAGAAGUCGACCGUGCCUUUCGACGCCGAGAAGGAACUCCCUGGACCUCUGGCAGAUGCUAUUCGAAAUGGAAGCGUGGAUAAGUCUAUCUUACAACAUGCUGGAGACGCCGAUGAAGCCUUGAAGGCUUUCAUGUCGCAUCCGGGAGAAGUCAUCGAGCUGGAUGAAGCAACAAAUAAGCGACUGCUACGAAGGAUCGACUUGCAUCUAAUGCCAGUCAUGUGUAUCGUCUAUGGACUCAAUUAUCUGGACAAGACAACAUUAUCAUACGCUUCCGUCAUGGGAUUGAAGAAAGAUACCAAUUUGCAAGGACUCGAUUACCAAUGGCUAAGCUCCAUGUUCUACUUUGGUUACAUUUUCUGGGAGUAUCCAACAAACAGACUUUUACAAAGGCUACCAUUGGGAAAGUACUCUGCAGCCAAUAUUAUCCUCUGGGGUACAACCUUGUGCACGUUUGCCGCUGUCAAGGACUUUGGGGGCGGCGUCGCCGUACGCUUCUUCUUGGGUGUGACGGAAGCCGCAGUAACGCCAGGCUUUGCGCUCUUGACAUCACAGUGGUACACCAAGAAAGAACAAGGUUCCCGCACAAGCAUCUGGUUCUCAUUCAACGGCUUCGCCCAGAUCUUUGGUGGUCUGGUGGCGUAUGGUAUUGCAAAAGGGACAAGACUUCAUGGAUCUGCAAUUGAGCCAUGGAAGAUCAUCUUUCUCGUCACGGGAUGUCUGACCAUCUGUGUUGGCUUCAUCUUUCUCUACGUCAUCCCUGACAGUCAGCUCAAUGCACGUUUCUUGAGCAAGGAAGAUCGUGUCCUGGCAAUUGAGCGCGUCAGAUGCAAUCAGCAAGGUAUUGGUAACAAGCACUUCAAGAUGUACCAGCUCAAGGAGGCGCUACUGGAUCCUCUGACAUGGGCAUUCUUCUUUUAUGCUCUGGUAGCAGAUAUUCCCAAUGGUGGUAUCUCCAACUUCUUCUCGCAGUUGAUCACAUCUUUCGGAUACACCGCUGAAGAAUCUUUGCUCUAUGGUACCCCUGGUGGAGCAAUCGAAGUGAUUGCUCUUCUUCUUUGUGGAUACCUUGGUGAUAAAUUUGGCAAUCGCCUGUUGAUCUCAACUUCUGGUCUCUGGAUCUCAACACUCGGCAUGCUGUUGAUUGUAUGCUUGCCGCUCGACAACAACAUAGGUCGUCUGUUCGGCUACUACCUCACACAAGCAUCACCUACACCAUUCGUGGCUCUUCUCAGUCUCAUCUCCACCAAUGUUGCCGGAUGGACAAAGAAGACUACAGUGGCUGCCCUGUAUCUGAUUGGUUACUGUGCUGGUAAUAUAAUUGGACCUCAGACCUUCAGACCCAAGGACGCACCGAGAUAUAUUCCUGCCGAGAUCGUCAUCAUUGUAUGCUGGAUGCUAUGUAUCGCCGACAUUGUGUUUAUCUACUGGUACUGCAAGAGGCAGAAUCGUAAGAGAGCAGAGAUUAGAGCUUCUCCUGCUUACGUCAAACUGGAGAACCAGGAGUGGUUGGAUCUUACGGAUCGUGAGAACCCUGAGUUUGUAUAUACCUUGUGAAGAUAUAACGAUAUACGACAAUGCAGGCAUGACAAUUUCAUUCAUACACAU
Messenger RNA from Aureobasidium subglaciale EXF-2481, 1827 nucleotides. RefSeq lists its product as uncharacterized. Lineage: Eukaryota; Fungi; Ascomycota; Dothideomycetes; Dothideales; Saccotheciaceae. The transcript is spliced from 5 exons. Gene Ontology annotation, molecular function: allantoate transmembrane transporter activity; dipeptide transmembrane transporter activity. Gene Ontology annotation, biological process: tripeptide transport; allantoate transport; dipeptide transport. Gene Ontology annotation, cellular component: plasma membrane. The record is from RefSeq and is a predicted model, not a curated record. The coding region runs from base 142 to 1776 and encodes 544 amino acids.